Messenger RNA from Aspergillus uvarum CBS 121591, 302 nucleotides. RefSeq lists its product as uncharacterized. Bases 42 to 200 code for a protein of 52 amino acids. The record is from RefSeq and is a predicted model, not a curated record. The transcript has a single exon. NCBI's taxonomy places the organism in Eukaryota, Fungi, Ascomycota, Eurotiomycetes, Eurotiales, Aspergillaceae.
AGCAAGCUCUCUACAUUCUUAAUUUAGUGUAUGUAGUGCGAAUGGGGCAAGAGUCGUCUACAUACAUGAUGGCUUCCAAAAUUAGAACCUGUGUCUAUACUUGUCCCUCAACAACCAUUGACAACGACAGACGUGAAGCCAAUGUUUCUGAUCCCAUACGCUUUCCUAUCAACAAACCCUUUCUCUUCAAACUCUCUUGAUUCGAUCCAUUGAAAGGACUAUGACCCUUACUUCACUUUAAAUGAUGAACCUUUCCUUUUAAAAUAAUCCUGAGCAGAUCUACCGAAGUAUAACAAAGGGGU